AUGGUCGCUGUGGUCUACUGGUUUCGAAAGGCGCUGCGCCUGCACGACAACCCCGCGCUGAUCGCCGCCGCCGAGGGCGCGUCUUCGCUCUACCCAGUCUACUGCCUCGACCCGAAGACCUGCUCGCGCGCGCGCGGCGCGUGGACCAACCCCAACCGGAUGCGGUUCCUACUCGAGUCGCUCGCCGACCUGGACGCGUCGCUCCGCAAGCUCAACUCGCGGCUCAUUGUGCUGCACGGUGACCCGGUUGAGGCGCUGCCCGCCGCCUGCAAGGAGUGGUCCGCCUCGCGCCUGGCGUACGAGCUCGACUACGAGCAGUACUCGCUGCGCCGCGACAAGGCCGUGCGCUCGCAAGCCGAGCAGGCCGGCCUCGAGGUGGUGACGCGUGUCGGCCACACGCUGGUCGACCCCGAGGCGCUGCUGCUGCUCUCACGUGGCGCACCCGUCACGUCGUACGACAAGUUCCGCGGCCUGCUCGCCCAGGAGCUCAAGGCGCGCCCCGUCACGACGCUGCCGCCGCCAGCCUCGCUGCCGCCGCCCGGGCGCACCGCUGCUCCCCACGCCAUCCCCUCCCUCGAGGAGCUCGGCCUCGAGCCGAUGGGCGACGCGGCCGUCAUCGCGCGCGGCGGGGAGGGCGCCGCACUCCGCGCGAUGGAGGCGCACCUGCGCCGGCGCGACUGGAUCGCCAGCUUCGAGAAGCCAAAGACCUCGCCCACCGAGAUGCUCGCCGGCGGCCCGUUCGACGCGGGCGCCGGCCGCUCCACGACAGUCCUCUCGCCGUACCUCACCUUUGGCUGCCUGUCGAGCCGGCUGCUCUACGAGCGCGUCGCCGCCGUGUACGCGGAGGCGGCGCCGCGCCACUCGCAGCCGCCCGUCUCGCUGCACGGCCAGCUGCUCUGGCGCGAGUUUUACGUCUGCUGCAUGCACGCGACGCCAAACUACCGCCGGAUGGUUGGCAACCCGAUCUGCAGGCAGAUCUCGUGGGGCGAGGACGCGGCGCUGGUGGCGGCGUGGCGCGAGGGGCGGACUGGGUACCCGUGGAUCGACGCCGCGAUGACGCAGCUGCGGCGCGAGGGCUGGAUCCACCACCUCGCGCGCCACGCCGUCGCCUGCUUCCUGACGCGCGGCGACCUGUGGCAGAGCUGGGAGACGGGCGCUGCCGUCUUCGAGGAGUACCUGCUCGACGCGGACGAGGCGAUCAACUUUGGCAACUGGAUGUGGCUCUCGUGCUCGUGCUUCUUCUACCAGUACUUUCGCUGCUACUCGCCGGUCGCCUUUCCGCAAAAGUACGACAAGCAGGGCGCCUACGUCCGGCACUGGCUGCCGCAGCUCGCGCGCCUCCCGGCAAAGUACAUCUACGAGCCGUGGAAGGCGCCCAUCGCGGUGCAGAAGGAGGCGGGCUGCAUCAUCGGGGUCGACUACCCCAAGCCCAUCGUCGACCACCAGGCAGCCGCCGCCGCCACCGCCGCCGCCCCCGCCUCAGCCCGCCCCCUCCUCGCCCCGCCACCGCCCUCGCCUCGGCGACACCCGCACGACCCGCGCCCACACGCGCCAGCGACACGCUCCGCAGGUGGUGUCCAAAGAGAAUAUGGGGAAGAUGGCCGAGGCGUACGCGGCCCACAAGGCGGGCAAGGCGGGAGGGGGGCCCGCCGCAGGCAAUGGCAAGCAGGCUGCCGCGGCAGGCAAGCAGGCGGCGGCGGGUGGCAAGCGCAAGCCCGCGGCGAGCGGCGGCGGCGGAAAGCAGAAGAAGCUCUUCUCGUGACUGCCCACCCGCGGGCCUCGCCCCAGGGGUCGGCGUCGAUUUGCGCACUCUGGGUUGCGCUCCGAGGAGAGUGA
Emiliania huxleyi CCMP1516 is the source of this 1836-nucleotide messenger RNA. It is a transcript of the gene CRY3, whose product is annotated as putative Cry-DASH cryptochrome. Gene Ontology annotation, molecular function: DNA binding; FAD binding. The transcript has 2 exons. Gene Ontology annotation, cellular component: nucleus; cytoplasm. Gene Ontology annotation, biological process: entrainment of circadian clock by photoperiod; circadian regulation of gene expression. Lineage: Eukaryota; Haptophyta; Isochrysidales; Noelaerhabdaceae. The record is from RefSeq and is a predicted model, not a curated record. The coding region runs from base 1 to 1836 and encodes 611 amino acids.